CUCCUCUGGCCGCAGCCAUCAUGAGCUGUCUCAGGAUGCGUCGUUCGCAGCUUGCGACCCAGCUUUCCAAGAGCCUCCGCGCGAGUGCCAACGUCCGAACCUUUUCCUCGACACGACCUGCCGCCCGCAUCUUUGCGACUGAACACCUCAAGGCCAAAGAAGCAUCCGGCUUCAUUUCUCGCAAAUACCCAGUCAUUGACCAUGAGUAUGAUGCGGUCGUUGUUGGUGCUGGUGGAGCCGGACUUCGAGCAGCGUUCGGUCUCGCCGAGGCGGGAUUCAAUACUGCAUGCAUAUCGAAGCUCUUCCCGACUCGAUCGCAUACGGUUGCCGCACAGGGAGGUAUCAAUGCUGCCCUAGGAAACAUGCACGAGGAUGAUUGGAGAUGGCACAUGUACGACACGGUGAAAGGUUCGGAUUGGCUUGGAGACCAAGAUGCAAUCCAUUACAUGACCCGUGAAGCACCUCAAUCCGUCAUCGAGCUCGAGAACUACGGCUGCCCAUUCUCUCGAACGGACGAAGGCAAGAUCUAUCAACGUGCUUUUGGUGGACAGUCACAGAAAUAUGGAAAAGGAGGACAGGCCUACAGAUGCUGCGCCGCCGCCGAUCGAACUGGUCACGCCCUCCUUCACACGCUCUAUGGACAGUCCCUCCGACACAACACCAAGUACUUCAUCGAAUUCUUCGCGACGGACUUGAUCAUGGAGGACGGUGUUUGCAAGGGUGUUGUAGCAUACAACCAAGAGGACGGUACGAUCCACAGAUUCAUUGCCAAGAACACAGUUCUAGCUACCGGUGGCUAUGGCCGUGCCUAUUUCAGCUGUACUUCGGCUCAUACUUGCACGGGUGACGGUAUGGCUAUGGUGGCACGUGCUGGCCUUCCCAACCAGGAUCUCGAAUUCGUGCAGUUCCACCCCACUGGUAUCUACGGUGCAGGAUGUUUGAUUACCGAGGGAUCGCGUGGUGAGGGUGGCUACCUUUUAAACAGCGAAGGUGAACGAUUCAUGGAACGUUAUGCUCCUACCGCUAAGGAUUUGGCUUCCCGAGACGUCGUUUCGCGAUCAAUGACUUUGGAAAUCCGCGAGGGCCGUGGUGUAGGACCAGAGAAGGACCACAUCUAUCUCCAGCUCAGCCAUCUUCCUGCCGAGAUUCUCCACGACCGUCUUCCUGGUAUUUCCGAGACUGCCGCCAUUUUCUCUGGUGUCGACGUCACCAAGCAACCUAUUCCUGUGCUGCCUACCGUCCACUACAACAUGGGUGGUAUCCCCACCAAGUACACUGGUGAAGUGCUCACUGUUGACGAGCAGGGCAAGGACAAGGUUGUUCCAGGUCUCUUUGCCUGCGGUGAAGCUGCCUGUGUCUCCGUGCACGGCGCCAACCGUUUGGGCGCAAACUCCCUCUUGGAUCUUAUCGUCUUCGGCCGUGCUGUCUCCCACACCAUCCGUGACAACUUCUCGCCCGGCCAAACUGCCGAUCCCGUUUCCGCAGAUGCAGGUGCCGAGUCCAUAUCGGUCAUCGACAAGAUCCGAACCGCAGAUGGGCCCAAGUCGACCUCCGAGAUCCGCCUCAACAUGCAGAAGGUCAUGCAGACUGACGUUUCCGUUUUCCGUACUCAGGAAUCGCUUGACGAGGGUGUUCGCAAGAUCCGUGAGGUCGAUGCUACUUUUGCCGACGUUGGAACCAAGGAUCGCAGCAUGAUCUGGAACUCUGACCUCGUCGAGACAUUCGAGCUUAGGAACCUGUUGACCUGUGCCGUGCAGACCGCAGAGUCUGCCGCCAACAGGAAGGAAUCAAGAGGCGCACACGCACGCGAGGACUACCCCGACAGAGAUGACGAGAACUGGAUGAAGCACACUCUUUCAUGGCAGAAGGAGCCACAUGGCAAGGUCAAGCUGGGCUACAGGGCCGUCACUAGCACCACCUUGGACGAGAACGAGUGCAAGGCAGUUCCACCUUUCAAGCGAACAUACUAAGCUAUGGAUCAAGGAGUUUCAUCAUGUAUUCUAUGUAUAUUCGGUGCAGUUGCAUGGUACAAGUACCAGGAAGAAACCUGGUCUGUUGCGUAAAUGAUUUUUAUAUCAAUUCAAAAUAAACUACCGAAUCACCCACUACAAAUUCAC
This is a messenger RNA of Aaosphaeria arxii CBS 175.79, 2117 nucleotides long. RefSeq names its product succinate dehydrogenase subunit A. The record is from RefSeq and is a predicted model, not a curated record. Gene Ontology annotation, biological process: tricarboxylic acid cycle; mitochondrial electron transport, succinate to ubiquinone. The transcript is spliced from 4 exons. Gene Ontology annotation, molecular function: flavin adenine dinucleotide binding; succinate dehydrogenase (quinone) activity; electron transfer activity. NCBI's taxonomy places the organism in Eukaryota, Fungi, Ascomycota, Dothideomycetes, Pleosporales. Bases 21 to 1970 code for a protein of 649 amino acids.